AUGUUAAUACUUCUGCUUUUUUGUGGACUUGGCAGUGUUCUUUCCAAUUAUACAGUAGGAUGAAAGGAUUACUUUAACGGUUGUCAAAUCUUUUGCAGCCGGAUUGGAAAUCCUUGGAUUCCCGACCAUUACCAUCUUGGUAUGACGAUUCCAAGCUAGGGAUAUUUGUUCAUUGGGGAGUCUUCUCGGUCCCAGCUUUCAAGAGUGAAUGGAUUUGGUGGUUUUGGAAGCAGGGCUACAGUGAUGUGGUCAAUUUUAUGAACAAAAACUUCCCUGGCCAAAGCUACGCUGAUUUGGGAUCAAAAGUGGGACAAAAUGGAUCUUAUUUGACUAUUUUGUUUAGUUUACAGCCGCUGAUUUCAACGCAGAUUCGUUUCUGAGCAUCGUCAAAUCGUCAGGAGCCAAGUAAACUGAAAUUCCAGAUGAAAAACCUUUUAGGUACAUCGUGGUGACCACCAAACAUCACGAGGGAUAUACUCUCUGGCCAUCAGAAACCUCCUUUAAUUGGAAUUCUGUGGAUCUUGGGCCCCACCGUGAUCUGGUUCGGGAAUUUAGGGAUUCCACUCUGAAACAAGGUCUUCAUUUUGGCACUUACUUCUCGCAAUUCGACUGGUUCCACCCAUUAUAUUUAAAGGACAAUGCCAACAAAACAAGGGAAUACCCAGAGAAAGUGUCUUUAGUCCAGAUGAGAGAGCUGAUCAAUAAUUAUAAACCUGAGGUCCUCUGGAGUGAUGGCGAUUGGGAAAAAAGUGAUGAUUACUGGGGCGCUAAGGAAUUUCUGGCAUGGGUGUUUAAUGAUAGGUCGGUUGAUCAGAAAGAAAGUUCCAGCGGAAGAGUCCGUAUAACGAACUUUUAUACAGCAAAACCUCUGUAUAGCGAACAACUUCAAAGUUCACAAUCAUUGCCAAAACAGUACAACGAAACCCUUCUAUAACGAGGAAUUGUUUGGUUCCUUGCGAGUCGUUGUACAGAGCUCUGGCUUUGUGUUUACAAGGUCAUACAAAUGGGAUAUUUUAUAAAAUUUGGCCCAAAUGAUGUAAUUUUAGUCCAGUCAAAGAGAGUAUUGUCGUAAACGAUCGAUGGGGAAAGGGGAUUCCCUACAAUCACGGAAGUUUUAUUACUGGGAACGAUGGUUACAUGCCGGGGAAACUGCUGACAAAAAAAUGGGAAUGCUGCAGUUCUCUAAUUCGGGGAAGUUUUGGAUACCGGAGGAAUCUGAGGGUAAGGUCUGAUGUAUAUAUAUAUAUAUAUGACGCAAGCGUUGCAGAGUGGUGAUGUCGAAACAUCAAAAGAAACGAUUGAUAAAUUUGUAAAGAUCUUGGCCUGGGGAGGGAAUCUUCUUCUGAAUAUUGGCCCUGAUCAGUAUGGGAAUAUCCCGGCAAUCCUGGAAGAGCGACUGCAGGAGGUCGGAGCCUUUGUAAAUGCCAACAGCGAGGCCAUCUACGGAUCUAAGCCAUGGAUUUAUCAGAAUGACACUGAAAAGAUUUGGUAUCGGUCGCUUUAAUUUUCAAUUUUAUUAAUUCCAGGUACACUAGUAAACUUACGACUAAAGUUAAAGGGUUUGAUCAUUUCAACCCUCAGAUUGAAGGAAAUACAAUCAUAUAUGCAUUUUUAUUGGAUUGGGAUAAAGAGGUUCAAUUGAAAUCUGUGAAAUCUGCACAAAAUGUAAGCACAAGUUUGAUGAUAAAAGAUUUAAUAGAUAAAAGUGACCUUACUUGGAACUGGCAUCGCUCUCAAUAGCACUGUAAAAGAAGGAGUUCUUACGGUGACUUUACCGCCAGAAAAGAAGUUUCCACAUCGAGAUGCCAUUGUCCUGAAGAUUGAAAAUGCUGCCAAUGAUGCGGUAAUUGCAAAAAAAAUUAUUUUUAUUUCACUUUCAGUUCCAUCCUCAACUAAUGGACUAA
Molecule: messenger RNA, 1904 nt
Organism: Bursaphelenchus xylophilus (pine wood nematode)
Lineage: Eukaryota; Metazoa; Nematoda; Chromadorea; Rhabditida; Aphelenchoididae
Source: the annotation of a GenBank genome assembly